AAGCCUAAUACUGGGCAGUCAAGCCCUUCUUACUCCGUACAUAGAGACUAUCUGUCUCCUUAGAUAACCAUCUCGCUUACGUUUUAAUUCUCACCAUCCGCUGCAUAAUGCGGUUUACGUUCAUCUUCCUCGCAUCAACGCUCCUCGGCAAUGCGGCGGUAAGCGCUCUCGUCGCGCCGCCUUCUGCAGAGGUCGCAGCACACCAGUCUGCGCAGAAUACUCAGCGCGACGCGCCGGACUACGAGGAUCUGUGGAAGCGGAAAGGCGGUGGUGGAGGAGGCGGCCGCGGUGGAGGCGGUGGUGGAGGUGGUGGCCGCGGUGGGUCAUCGUCGGGUUCAGGGUCGGGCCGUGGAGGUUCUGGCUCAACAAGCGGGGGAUCGAGCGGAACAAGCUCUUCCGGCCGGGGAGGAAGCGCCGGUCGGGGCUCUAGUAGCUCAAACACUGGAGGCCGCACCACAUCCGGCAGUGGCCCUAGUCCAGCAUACGGUGGGGGGAGAUAUUACGGUGGCGGAGCAGCCGUACCGUACAGGUCUGGCAGUCGUUCUCCAACCGGUCUUCUGCCCGUCUUCUUCUUCGCCGGUGCGCUCGCUUUCUGGCCCGGUCUAUGGCUCUAUGGCGCCCACCUGUACCACUACAACCACCCGUACAGCUUCUACAACCAGUCCGCCAAUCGGAACGAGACGAAGCCCGUGACGUGCGCCUGCGAUCCGUACCUCGAGUGCGGCUGCGAUGACACCGGCGACAACCAGCACCUGAACGACCUGGUCGGCAACGGCAGCUAUGCCGCCCUCAACAAGUCGGUGAUCAACGUCGCCGAUGUGAAUGGCACCAGCACCAUCCUGCUCAACGGUACGCUGCCUAACGGCACCACUGCCGCCGGUGGCACUGAGGACCCCAACGCUGGCAACGGCCUGCGGGCCCUGUUGCAGCACGCCGGGUUGUGGCCCGUCAUUGCCACCGUUUGCGCCAUCGUCUUCACCGCUUAAGGUUGAAUAUUCUGGCUGUAUUUACUGCAACCGCUUUUUGCGAACGUCACUUCCUUUCUUUGGUUUCCCUGGUGUUAUACCCAUCUGCCGGGACGGCGUUUCGGUGUCGGAGAGGGGCGGCGAUUUCUUGAUGACGACCUGCUACGAGUGGCUGACCGGC
Molecule: messenger RNA, 1146 nt
Organism: Chaetomium strumarium
Lineage: Eukaryota; Fungi; Ascomycota; Sordariomycetes; Sordariales; Chaetomiaceae
Exons: 3
Coding region: 108-986 (292 amino acids)
Source: RefSeq, a predicted model, not a curated record